Molecule: messenger RNA, 3082 nt
Organism: Tachyglossus aculeatus (Australian echidna)
Lineage: Eukaryota; Metazoa; Chordata; Mammalia; Monotremata; Tachyglossidae
Gene: CFAP221
Product: cilia and flagella associated protein 221
Biological process (GO): cilium assembly; cilium movement
Cellular component (GO): cilium
Source: RefSeq, a predicted model, not a curated record
GUGGUUAGCCGGACCUGUUGACAUCACUUGGGCCUGAUCACCGUCCACGUGCUGCCCAGGCCUGGACCUCGACUCUCCGCCGGCAUGGACGUCCUCCAGACCUCCCCACCCCCCGGAGCGGCAUUCCCGGAUGGUCCCCCCAGGAUCCUGGGCAGCCUGGUGCAGGACUCCGGGCACAGGAAAGCCGUUCCCAAUCACCUCCUGGAAUCAAAGGUUUAUGCCCAAAUCCAGAAAAACCAGCUCAUCGAGGCCACACCUGGAAUCCUGCACUUCGGAGGGUACCAAGUCCACAAACACCACCAGCAGACUCUGAACCUGCUCAAUAUCUCCGAAGACGUCAUCAACCCUCUCAUCUUACCCCCACAGACAAGAUACUUUAGAAUCAAAUACAUUAAAAAGCAGCGACUGGUCCCUGGCUUGUCCCUGUCCGUCCUGGUGGAAUUCAUCCCGGAUGAGUGGCGCUACUACAACGAUUGCAUCCGGAUCCACUGCCAGGGCGAAGACACCUUGAUUGUCCCCAUCCACGCCUACCCCACGCUGGACGGCCUUAGCAUCCCCUCCUACGUCAGCCUGACCGACGUGCCCCUCGGACAGAGCAAACGCUUCGUCAUCCCGCUGAAGUGCAGCUGCCCGGUCGAUUUUGAGUUCCACAUCACCAUCCCCCAGCCCCACCAAGCCUUCACUGUCUGCCCUAUGGCAGGCCUCAUCCCGGCCAACGGGAGCGUGAAGGUGGUGGUCCGCUUCACUCCCUUCCACUACGGGACGGCCCAGAUCAAACUACAGCUGCACAUUUCCCAGUUCAACACCCAACCCUACGUGUGUGUCUUCACGGGAACAUCCGCACCCGGACCACCCCUCAGCAAGGAGGGUCCAGACAGACUCCAGCCCCUGUCCCGGAGGAGGCCUGGGGGUCUGGUGAAGUUGACCGUCCAUCCGUCCCCCCCAAAACUCACAUCUAAGCAACGCCCACCUCCACGGGCCCAGGAAAUUCAGUUUCAGAACUUGCGAUUUCCCUCGGAUUUGUCCAGUCCCUUCUCCGUGGCCGCCGUUUUGAACCAAGAACCGGGAAAGCUGAAGAUCAAGGAUUUGAAAGCAGCCCUGAGCCAAGGCCCGGACGUGUGGCAGACGAGGCAGCUGAAAGAGGCGCGAUUUGAGCAGCGGGCCCGGCUGGACGCCCAGAGCGAGGCCGCCAACCAUCUCAAGUGGCAGGUGCACCUUGGCAAGGAACCCAUCUCGGACAAGUUCAGGCGGGAACUUUUGGAAGAACGGCAGAGGCAGGCGGAGCCGGACCAGGGGAAAAAAGGAGGCCCGGACCUCGAGGAGGAAUUUCAGCGAACCAAGGCGGAAGUCAUCAGCCAGCGGGUCAUCCGGAACUUGAGCGAGGAAGAACCAGCAUUUCCCGCCAAGUUCGACCUCCUGAGCAACAAGCCCUGGGCCAACCGAUACCAGACCCAAAAGCGCUUCCAGCAAGCCGCCCGCAAGGUCCUGGUCCACUGGCGACUGAACCGCAUCCUGGCCUUCUGGCGGGAUCUACACGGCCGCGGGAAGACCCGGGAACCCCAAGACGACACGGACUCUCCCGUGGAGUUGAGCUCCUUGGACAGCACCCUGUUCAACGCCUCCGUGGAGGAAGCGCCCCUCCAGUGGGGCCCGACGCUAAGAAAAGUGCUUCCUUUCGCCUUCCCGUCCGACCUGCCGUCCCAGAUGUUCAAUAUCCUGGCUCCGGAUGGACUGGGCCCAGUCCCUAUCCCGGCUCCGGACGUCCGUCUCAAACAGUCCCAGGCCUUGUUCAACCUACAGGUCCCUCAGCUGUCCAGCCUCAUGGGCUACGUGCCCGUCUGCGUGCAGAAGGCGGCCACCAGCUACAGAGCCCAGAAGCCCUCCCAACCCCUGCAGGGGGGUCCACAGGACGAGCUCAUCCCAACCGCCGGACCACCAGUGCGGGCGUCCAGCCAAGUCCGGCCUGGUCCCACCAAGCUGGGCCUUGGGACCCUUGGGCCCCCAACCACCCUGCUCCAGCCUCCGGACUGCCCACCGCUGCGCAUUUUCAAUCCGUGCCCAGGACUGAGCGCCCCAAAAGCUCCCCUGUCGUACCCGGAGACCACCAUCGAGUAUCACGUGUGCCCGCUCCCCAAGUACGCGUUCACCGGCGAGUGCGCCCACGGUUCCAGUGUCCCCAUUACCCAGCGACGUUUCCUCCAUCACCAGGAAAUCAUCCCCGGAGUCAUGACGUGGAAGACUUUCCCCUCAGUCCCCCUGACCACCUGGCUGGCCCCUUCCAACUCGGGAAGAGACGAUGUCUUUCACGGCUGUGACCGCUUCAACACGGACCUGCUCCCCAUGGAUGCCCCCACCCUCCUGGACCACCUGCCAGAGGAUGCCGCGGAGCACAUCGCAGAUUGGGAGCCCACUGGGCCACUGCCCGGAGACGAUACCCAGGCCUCGCAACUGACCUCUGACCUGCCCCUCGACCUGACUCCGGCGAUGCUGGAAGCAGAAUUCCCCCUGCUCGGUAGCUGCUUGGCCCCGGAGGACAGCGCCCCGGUCCUGCCCGCCGAGUCCCAGGCCUUCUCUGGCUCCUUCGCCUCCAUCCACAGUUUAUCCCAGGAGCCGCUGGGUCCCGGGACCUCCGGGACCCCCAUGUCUGAGAAAGGGGUCCCCACCACGCUGGGCCUAAGGAACCACCUCCUUCACCGCUUGGAGAAGCUGAAAUCUGCCUGCCUUGACAAGAGCCUCAUCCUGGAGUGACGGACCCCCGGGCCUCGGACUCAAGACCCCCAAACCCCCAGGCCUCGGACCCCUAGGCCCCAGAUUCAAGACCCCCAAGCCCCCAGGCCUCAUUAGAUUCAAGACUCCCAAACCCCCAGCCUUCGGACCCCCGGACGCUCUGGAUGCCCAGGCCUCAGGCCCCAAUCCCCCCAGACCCCCAAUCUUCGGACUACAAGGACCCAUGGACCCCAUCAUCGGGACCCCUGGAACCGGGACCCCUCCAAGUUGUGGAGAGACCUUUCCCCAUCCCCCCUGCCCUGGGGCGCCCCAGUUCCUUGGAGACCCUGGAGACGAAAAUGGAGUUUCCAUUUUC